CUUUUUAUUUGGACAUCUGCCGAUCUUGUGGAGAAUGCUGAGGAAACAGGAGUUUAUGCAUGAUCUCUUCCUGCAGUGGGCAGAGAAAUAUGGACCUAUUGUACGGCUUAAUGCCUUUCACAGAGUCUCAGUGAUGAUUCUGAGUCCUGAAGGAGUGAAGGAGUUCUUGAUGUCACCACAGUACCCAAAGGAUCGGCUGGUGUACGGUCGUAUCUUCAACAUAUUUGGUGAGAGGUUUCUAGGGAAUGGCUUGGUAACUGUUUGCAACCAUGAGCAUUGGCACAAGCAGCGGAAGAUAAUGGAUCCAGCUUUCAGCCGAACCUACCUGAUUGGUCUGAUGGAAACUUUUAAUGAAAAAGCAGAGGAGCUGAUGGAGAAGCUAGAGGAAAUGGCAGAUGGAAAAAAAGAGUUUAGCAUGCUGACGAUGAUGAACCGGGUGACUAUGGAUAUCAUUGCAAAGGUAGCCUUUGGCUUGGAAUUAAAUGCAUUGAGCAAUGACCAAACGCCUUUCCCGCACGCUGUGACCACAGCUUUGAAGGGAAUGACCAAGACGCGCAUCCCCCUUCUGCAGUAUAUGCCAGGGAAACAGAAGCUGGUAAAGGAGGUCAAGGAGAGUGUGAGGCUGCUGCGGCGUGUGGGGAAGGAGUGCAUUGACCAGAGGAGAGAGGCCAUCCAGAGCGGGAAGGAAGCCACGCUGGAUAUUCUCACGCAGAUACUGAAAGGAGAUGCUCUGGAGGAAACUAGAGAUGAUGAAAACAUUCUGGAUAACUUUAUCACUUUCUUUGUUGCGGGUCAUGAAACCACUGCCAAUCAGUUGUCGUUCACAGUAAUGGCACUGGCUCAGCAUCCUGAAAUACUGGAAAGGCUUCAGGCUGAAGUGGAUGAAGUUCUUGGUGCCAAGAGAGACAUUGACUAUGAGGAUCUUGGCAAACUCACCUACUUAUCACAGGUUUUGAAGGAAUCGCUGCGGCUGUACCCACCCCUCCCAGGGACCGUACGCUGGAUGGAGAAGGAGCACGUCAUCAAUGGCAUCAGAAUUCCUGGAAACACAACGCUCGUUUUUAGCACUUACAUAAUGGGAAGGAUGGAAAGGUAUUUCAAGGAUCCACUCAUUUUCAAUCCAGACCGAUUUAGCAAAGAUGCACCUAAGCCAUAUUACUGCUAUUUUCCAUUCUCUCUGGGACCCCGAUCCUGCAUCGGGCAGGUGUUUGCACAGGUGGAGGCAAAAGUGGUAAUGGCAAAAUUGCUGCAGAGGUUUGAAUUCCAGCUGGUACCAGGGCAGAGUUUUAAACUGUUGGAUGCUGGAACCUUUAGGCCACUAGAUGGAGUAAUGUGUAAAUUAAAGCCAAGGAGCCUUGCGAGAAGCUGCCAGGCAUGACUACUUGGGAAAGGAGCGUGACAUGGUAGUGGUAGAGUUUCUUCUGAUUUUGAAGAUCUUCAUACUUAUCAAACGUUAGAUUUUUUUAGGCCCCUUUAGAGGAUUACUAGACUGAAAUUUUUGCUAGCCUUCCUCAUCAUUUACUGAAGAAAACCUUAGGAAAGUCA
Phaethon lepturus (White-tailed tropicbird) is the source of this 1545-nucleotide messenger RNA. RefSeq names its product cholesterol 24-hydroxylase. Gene Ontology annotation, biological process: cholesterol catabolic process. The annotation marks the transcript as partial. Gene Ontology annotation, molecular function: iron ion binding; cholesterol 24-hydroxylase activity; heme binding. The record is from RefSeq and is a predicted model, not a curated record. Lineage: Eukaryota; Metazoa; Chordata; Aves; Phaethontiformes; Phaethontidae. The transcript has 14 exons.